AUGACAAUUGACGUCUUGCUGCGGAUGGCUGAGGUCUAUAGGAGGUCUAGUUGGAAGUGGCAGUUGUUGCCCACAGGUGGAAAAUUGGAAAGUGCGCAGUUGUACAACUCUCAAUCCACGACCUCAUUGCCGUCCCGUCCUGACAACACCGUUGCAAAGAUGGGUCGAGUUAUCCGCAACCAGCGAAAAGGCCGUGGGAGCAUUUUCACCGCUCACACUCGCCUCAACAAGGCCCCAGCCAAGUUCCGAACUCUCGACUACAGUGAAAGACAUGGUUAUGUGCGAGGUAUCGUGAAGGAUAUCAUCCACGACCCCGGCCGAGGCGCACCUCUCGCCAAGGUAGAAUUCCGCGAUCCUUACAGCUUCAAGAAGCGAGCCGAGACAUUCAUCGCAAACGAAGGCCUCUACACUGGACAAUUCAUCUACGCCGGAAAGAACGCAUCGCUGAGCAUUGGUAACGUCCUGCCUCUUGGUCAAGUUCCCGAGGGUACGGUUGUCUCCAACGUCGAAGAGAAGAUCGGUGACCGCGGUGCUUUGGGCCGAACAUCUGGCAACUAUGUUACCGUUAUUGGACACAACCCAGAUGAGGGCAAGACCCGUGUCAAGCUGCCCAGUGGUGCGAAGAAGGUCAUUCUCAGCUCGGCCAGAGGCAUGAUUGGUAUCGUUGCAGGAGGUGGACGAACAGACAAGCCAAUGCUGAAGGCAUCUCGCGCGAAGCACAAGUUCGCUGUCAAGCGAAACUCCUGGCCCAAGACUCGUGGUGUUGCCAUGAACCCCGUCGACCAUCCUCACGGUGGUGGUAACCAUCAGCACAUUGGUAAAGCCUCAACCAUCUCCAGAUACGCUGCACAAGGUCAAAAGGCUGGUCUCAUUGCCGCCAGAAGAACUGGUCUGCUCCGUGGUACCCAGAAGACGAAGGACUAAACGUGACGAUUGCAUGGGGGUGCGGAAUUCGGCGUCAUUGUAUUAUGGUCACCUGGCGACUUGCAACAUAGUCUUGAAAGGAGGUCAAAGAAUCUGGCAAGUAGGAGGCCAGCGCGUGGAAAAAUCUAUCGGAAAGACGAAGCUCAUGAAUGCCGAGAUUUUGAGUGGAAUGAUACCAAGUUUCAUCAAUACGUCUUUUCCAUUGACACUGUUUGUGGAGGCAGACAUAGCCAAAAAAUCAUCAAAUCCGUAGUUAGAUGCAAUCCAAAAGUGACCGAUCUCUGGGUGUCGUAAUUUCGUUG
This is a messenger RNA of Exophiala oligosperma, 1226 nucleotides long. Its product is annotated as 60S ribosomal protein L2-B. Gene Ontology annotation, molecular function: RNA binding; structural constituent of ribosome. Bases 1 to 924 code for a protein of 307 amino acids. The record is from RefSeq and is a predicted model, not a curated record. The transcript is spliced from 5 exons. Gene Ontology annotation, biological process: cytoplasmic translation. Gene Ontology annotation, cellular component: ribosome; cytosolic large ribosomal subunit. NCBI's taxonomy places the organism in Eukaryota, Fungi, Ascomycota, Eurotiomycetes, Chaetothyriales, Herpotrichiellaceae.